This is a messenger RNA of Saccostrea cuccullata (small rock oyster), 2601 nucleotides long. Its product is annotated as LIM/homeobox protein Lhx3-like. The record is from RefSeq and is a predicted model, not a curated record. Gene Ontology annotation, biological process: regulation of transcription by RNA polymerase II; neuron differentiation. The coding region runs from base 209 to 1402 and encodes 397 amino acids. Gene Ontology annotation, molecular function: zinc ion binding; DNA-binding transcription factor activity, RNA polymerase II-specific; RNA polymerase II transcription regulatory region sequence-specific DNA binding. NCBI's taxonomy places the organism in Eukaryota, Metazoa, Mollusca, Bivalvia, Ostreida, Ostreidae. The transcript has 5 exons. Gene Ontology annotation, cellular component: nucleus.
AUGAAUAUUCAUUUUGUAAAGGUCACGUGCGAUAUCCCGGUUGCAAGUUUCAAAAGCAUCUCGACCAAUUGCUGAUGACAUGUUAUGUUAAGAAUUAAAGGUUCAAUCGGAAAAGAAGAAAAACUGUCUCAUCGCUAAACUUCCGAAAUCUGAACAAGUGACUCGGAGCUGAUAUUUCUUUGGCUUGUUAAAAAAAAAUAGGAGCCCAAUGAAUAUGACAUCCUUGAGUGAGUUACCCCCAGCCCACCCAGGAUAUCAUACGGAGGGGACCAGGGCGAGUCCCAGCCCCGCUUCGCUGACCGAAAUGAUAAGUCGGAACAAAUUCUUGGAAGCUGCUAUUCCGAAGUGUGCCGGGUGCGGGGAGCCGAUCUUGGACCGCUUCAUCCUGAAGGUCCUGGAUAGGUCGUGGCACUCCCGCUGUCUGCAGUGCCACGAUUGUCACGUCAGACUGAGCGACAAGUGCUUCUCAAAAGGAGAAAAGGUUUUCUGCAAAGAUGACUUCUUCAGACGGUAUGGUACAAAGUGUGCUGGCUGUGAGAAGGGUAUUCCCCCAACGGAAGUGGUACGCAGAGCGCAGGACAACGUCUAUCAUUUGGAAUGUUUUUCUUGUUUGAUGUGUAACCGGCAGUUAAACACAGGGGAUGAGUUUUACUUGAUGGAGGAUCGGAAACUGGUCUGUAAAGCCGAUUACGAGUCUGCUAAGGCCAGGGGAAUCAAUGAAUACGACAUAGAUGCCGCUAACAAGCGGCCAAGAACAACUAUAACAGCAAAACAGCUAGAGGCCCUAAAAAGAGCCUACAACGAAAGCCCUAAACCUGCACGUCACGUGAGAGAACAGCUGAGUGCAGAAACAGGAUUGGACAUGCGUGUUGUGCAGGUCUGGUUUCAAAAUCGCCGCGCUAAAGAGAAGCGACUCAAGAAAGACGCAGGUAGAAACAGAUGGAGUCCUUACUUUAGACAGUUAAAACGCAAUGGUGACCAAGAUAGUUCGAAUAGUGCAGACGACAGAUCAGACAUUUGUCUUGACGAUGAUGAUAUGGAUGAUUUGGAUGAAUCAAUCAGCCAGUCGGGAAGACUGUCCGGGGAUAUAUUUAGUUCGGGCUCGGGACAACCUAUGGACAGGGAACCAAACAUGGGAAAUGUGCCGGUUGUCCCCCCAGAAUCGCCAUCAAUGGAAUCUUGGUCCCAUUUUGGAAACGUUCCAAAUAGCCAGAAUUUUCUCGGUCGUCAUUCUCCCAAUAUCUCCAUGUCAAAUUCACAUUUACUCCCCAUGGACCCCUUGCCCAUGAUGGGUGGUCCGUCCAGUGUAGCUAGACUGAUGGGAGGCGAUUUAAACGAUAAUUCACAAGGAUAUUCCGAGUACUCGUCAAAUUCAAAUCAUAAUCACGUAGAAGCUUAUUGAAACCAUAUGGAAAGGCAAUCUCUUACCAGAGAGCGUGCUCCUCUUACACCUCUGUUGUCGUCUAAAAAGUAGUUCGGAUUGUAAAAUAUUUAAAUGGCAGCAAAAAUUGUAAAAACAUUGAUUGUUUUGUGUGUUUUGCCAAUGGUGUUACGUGUUUAGGCUCUUUGGUAGUAAAUAUUUUCUAACGUUGUCUCCUUGAUUUCAAAAUGAAAAUGUGUGUAAAAAUUCAAAACAAAAUAGUGCCGUAUAUAUUGAAGCUAUUUUAAUAUAAAUCCAAAUUUUGAAAGAACGAAAGAAGAGCAACAGAUUGAUUUUUUCUAAUUUCAUUUUUAAAAAUUACCAAAUUGGUGGGAAUCUAUUUUUUAUUUUUGUUUUACAAGAUUCUUGUAAUUUAGACGGUAACAGAGGUGUUGGAGCGGAGCGUAAAAACGCCCCCUGGUGAGAGAUUGAUGUAAAGGAUGAUAAGAAUAUUUUCAUCAGCUUCAAUGUGACUUUUUAAAUUACAUUCCCAUGUACAAAUUUUUUUAAAGUCGUGAUUAAUAGCUUUUGCAAUGGUGUGUAAUGACAAGAGAAAAUAUUAUAUUAUUUCUAUAUUUAUACACAACACUUAUUUGUCGCGAAACAGACUCAAGGAUUAAAACUUUUAUUAUUAAAGUACAGAUUGUUUCAAUGGCUUUCAUGUAUUUUAGAUAUAGCGCAGGUCCCGUUUGUAUUUCUAGUCUUAUUGUCCCCCUUGGUGUGUGCAAUAUUUAUUUUGAAUUUUAUGGAGGAAUAUGCUUUGUUAUUUAUUGUGAUUUUUUUCUCUUUCAAUAUUUAUUUAAAACUUUUAUUGUUAUUUUAAUUCACUUUUAGAGAACAUAAAUUAAUUCACUGCUCACCUUUCAUCAAAUAUCUACAUUUACGAUAUAUGAUUCCUGCUUGAGCUAUGAAUUUAUAAGUAAUAUUUUACAUUUUUAUGUCUUCUAAAAGAUAAUUUUAUUUAUUUCUUCUUACUGUAUAAUUUAAUUAUUAAAUACCUGAUAAUCAAUAAGGACGCAGCGUAUUAAAGAUAAUUAAACGUAAAUCUGCAAAUUAAUUCCGUUUACAAUACUUCGUAUAUCAUAUUUUAAUUUUACUUCUUAAGACAAAAAACGGCUUUUCUUUAAAAAAUAUAUUAUCAGCGUUCUUUUUAUUAAUUUUGAAAUCAAUACAAGAUGCUU